UCGAAUCGAAUCGAAGUGAGUUAAUAGCAACAUCAGCAGCAGAAGUGGCGCUAAGGCUAAGCUUGUGACUCCGUUCGCUGGCAGCAAAUGAAAGUGACAUGAAGGGAAAAGUGCGAUGAGAUAAUAUUUAAAUAUUGAAUAUCGGUGACGAACAACAUAACCCCGGGCUGAAGGCUGACUUCUUGUUCGAUCAGGCAGUUGGUAUUAACAGUGUAGAAAACCUGACCGACUGACUAAGCUCUCGCAGGCCGUCGUUGGAGAGCUUUCUUUAGGUAGUGCAGACAACGACAACAGCCGAGGGAGAGGUUUAGACUCAGCAGCGGACUUGUGCACAAAUCGACGAAGAGAAAUUUUUUCGAUCGGUUAAGCCUUACGCGGAAAUAUGAGGGCGAGCGGUGGUGGUGGUGGUGGCGGCGGAGGCGGUAGUUGUGGCGUGGUGCGCAAAAUGAGGUUAAACUGCGGACUGGUACUGUGGAUGGCGGUUUGGAUUGUCACGCUGCAGCUGUUGGUUGCAACCGUCGUCGAUGGGAUUUAUGUGGUGGAAAAAGGUGGUAGGAAAUCCUUUGUUAAGCUCAGCCCGGCACAGUGGACCGAACCGGACCCGGACGGCAUGUGGUCGUCGCUGCUGGAGGAGUACACUCUUGGACUCAACACCUCCUCCCGACAGUCCCGGGUAAUGCAGCCCACGCCGGUAGGAAUUGGCCAAACCCAUCAGUACAUCCCGGCAUCCAGUUUCUACAUCAACAAAAGGAUCGGUGAAGCCGUCGAAAUGGGCACCCCCGCAGCAAAGGUCAUCGGUCCGUCGGGAUACGCGGAAAACCAGCUUACACCUCCCUCGGCACAAAGCUCGUUUACGCCCAUGCGACAGAACUUCGGCGGAGCCAGCCCAACGGAACUUCUGUCCUCGCCACGUGAGGUCUCGGAAACGGAUCUGUAUCUGUUGGGCGCAAUUGAGAAGCUGGUGUACCGAGUGGAUUACAUGGAGAACCGAUUGCGACGGGCGGAGCAGAUCAUCUACUACCUGAUGGCGGGGAACAAUCAGAAGCUGGAAUCAUGUCCGGACAACUUCACCCGAGUGCAAGACAUCUGCUACCACUUCGGUGUCGAUCGAGGCUUGAACUGGAAAUCGGCCAGCACGUUGUGCAAGUCCUACGGUGGACAUUUGGCAGAGUUUGAAACCAGUACCGAGUUCCAGGACGUGGUAGCAUUCAUCCUCAACAACCAGCAGAAUCGCGGCAAAGAGUUCUGGCUCGGUGGUCUGAACCCGGGACUGCUUUGGAUCUGGACUCAGUCCGCCAAACCGGUGAACCCUAAUACGAAUCUGACAUCGAUGUCCACGGGUGCCAAGGCUGGGACGAGUACCACAUCGACAACCACGGAACUGCCAGAAACGAACAGGGAUGGCAACAAAAUCGUUAACAAACCCCCGAAGCAGAGCGAACCAACCCUGGAAAUUACCGGAACUGGUCGGUGUUUGAAGCUGACCUACAACGGAGGGUUGUACACUUACGGAUAUUCCGGACAGGACUGCUCGAACCGGUACAACUACAUCUGCGAGCUCAAGAGCAAGUCGCUGGAUAACGAAAUCAAGCGCUUAGCGAAGCAACUAGAUUUGGAUUAGUAAAUAAGACGAAAUUAGAUUUGUAAGAUUAAUUUAUUGAAAUGUUAAUUUAUUAAAAAACCGCCAGUUUAAACUAUUUCAAUGCCAUCAUCGAA
Molecule: messenger RNA, 1716 nt
Organism: Aedes albopictus (Asian tiger mosquito)
Lineage: Eukaryota; Metazoa; Arthropoda; Insecta; Diptera; Culicidae
Exons: 3
Coding region: 383-1621 (412 amino acids)
Biological process (GO): biological process involved in interspecies interaction between organisms
Cellular component (GO): external side of plasma membrane
Molecular function (GO): carbohydrate binding
Source: RefSeq, a predicted model, not a curated record